Caenorhabditis briggsae is the source of this 588-nucleotide messenger RNA. The transcript has 4 exons. The record is from RefSeq and is a predicted model, not a curated record. The coding region runs from base 1 to 588 and encodes 195 amino acids. NCBI's taxonomy places the organism in Eukaryota, Metazoa, Nematoda, Chromadorea, Rhabditida, Rhabditidae.
AUGUCACUCUACUAUCAAGAUAUCCUCCAUACAUACGAAAUUCCCAAUCAUUUCUCUUUGAAAUUUUUUGUGGCAUCUUUUUCUUUCAUUCUUCUUCUUCUUCAAUUUUGCUGCUUCUCAAUUUUAUUAGUUAUGGUUUUUCCGUUUUAUAUGAAAGUGUACAGGGAGAAUCGCAAAAAAGAGCAAUCGAUUUAUUACAUCUUCUUAAACAUUUUAAUCUAUGCAUCUGCAAUUUUACACAUCCCAAUUGUUUUAAAAAUUAGAAACAAUUCUCAUUUACCCUCAGUAAUUAAGAAUCAGCCUCAAAACUAUGUUCUGUAUCAGACAAUUUUUAUGCCCUGCUUCAAAACACCUCAAAUCUACGCAGUCUCAUUUGUUUACUGGUAUCAUAUGUCGCUUGACUUUUACAUUUUGCUCUGCCUAAUUUUUGAUGUCUUAUCUACUCCGUUAUUGAUUCAAAUUUCAUAUUUAUGCUGUAAUCGAAGAAAUGUGAAAUCUUUGAGAGCAAAUCUCAGUUUUGGAGUAAAAAUUAAAUCGAUUUUUACAACUGAUAAUUCGAAAAUUGGACCUAUGACCGUUUCAAACUAG